Xiphophorus maculatus (southern platyfish) is the source of this 3022-nucleotide messenger RNA. It is a transcript of the gene mier3b, whose product is annotated as MIER family member 3. Gene Ontology annotation, molecular function: transcription corepressor activity; histone deacetylase binding. The transcript is spliced from 13 exons. NCBI's taxonomy places the organism in Eukaryota, Metazoa, Chordata, Actinopteri, Cyprinodontiformes, Poeciliidae. Gene Ontology annotation, biological process: negative regulation of transcription by RNA polymerase II. The record is from RefSeq and is a predicted model, not a curated record. Gene Ontology annotation, cellular component: nucleoplasm. The coding region runs from base 670 to 2244 and encodes 524 amino acids.
CUUUAAUCGAUAUUUUUUGUACUCACGUAUUUUAGUUUUAAUCUUUAUGUUAUCGAUUGAGGAGAAAAACGUUUUUGCUGCAUGUAUAGGGUGUUUUAUGCCAUAAAUGUCAUUUUUAUUCCUAUAAAAUAUGCUUGAAUGUCUGAAGUGAUCCUUCACUAGGAGGCCUCUGCGCCUUCGCUCUCAGCUGCUUCGCAGUAGCGGCUGUGUAAAUUGAUACGUAAAUUUAACGCCAGUCGGCUCCUUAAGGAAAAUAACAGAGUAUUUCGAGUUUAUUAUAGUCUAAGUUUUAGUUGAACGGCUUGAGCUAAUUUUACAACACCUUUACGGAAAAGAACAUCUUUCCCCAUCGAUGACGGCGCGAUGCAAACCAAAUUAGUGUUUACAUUUCUCGAUGCAGAGCGUUAACAUUAAGCUUUUAGGGUUAGCUUGGCGGCUAGCAAACUGUUUCGGGAGCAGAUUCAGUUCAAAUCUUGCUGUUGUCUUUUACACAGGGGCCUGAUUUAUUUGGAUGUAGUGAAGAGUCCCAAUUCCUUGCUUCAAAUCUGAAAUUGCAAUAUGACUUGCGGCUCAUGUCAAAUUAGCUACCUAUAGCAGGCUUCUCUAGGAAGUUCAAGUCCAGUUGGCUCUUUAUCUUCAGAGGACCAUGACUUUGACCCAACUGCAGAAAUGUUAGUUCAUGAAUACGAUGACGAGAGGACCCUUGAAGAGGAGGAGUCUUUAGAUGGCGGGAGGAACUUCAGCUCUGAACUUGCAGAUUUGGAAAGGGAAGGGAACAUGCCUUUAGAAGAACUUUUGGCUAUUUAUCGCUAUGAGGCGUCAGCAGGCUCCAGUAUAGACAGUUCCUCUGGGGACCUGACGGAUGAGCUUCCUGACAUGACAUUGGAUAAGGAGGAAAUAGCGAAAGAUCUGUUAUCUGGUGAUUAUGAGGAGGAGACCCAAUCUUCAGCUGAUGAUCUGACCCCAUCAGUUACGUCUCAUGAGACCACAGACUUCUUUCCAAGAACACUUCGAUCCAAUGCCAUUUCUGAUGGGGAUAAAGAAUCAGAGUGUGACGAUCUUGGGCCUAGCCCUGACGACUCUGGAAAAGAAAUCAUGGUGGGGGCAGAGUACCAAGCAGAGGUGCCAUCUGGCCUCUGUCACUACAAAGACGAGGAGAAAGUGUAUGAAGAUGAUGAUGAGUUACUGUGGAGCCCAGACAUUCUGUCAGAAAACAAGGUUAGGAGUUAUCUCUCUGAAGUAUUGUUAAGGACAACAGAUGAAAGCACAGGAUACGACAAACCAGGGAUGCAUGUUAGAGAUGACGAGCAGGCUUUGUAUGAGCUUGUGAAAUGCAACUACAACAUCCGCGAAGCACUAGAAAGAUACUGCAACCAUGUGAAAUCCUCUAAAGAAAAAUCUCCUCCAUGGUCGGAGGAAGAAUGCAGGAACUUUGAACACGCUCUCCAGAUGUACGACAAGAACUUUCACCUUAUUCAGAAACACAAAGUAACAACACGGACAGUAGCAGAAUGUGUAGCGUUUUAUUACAUGUGGAAGAAGUCUGAGCGCUUCGACCUGUUUGUGCAGCAGAAUCGGUUUGGGAAGAAGAAGUACAGCAGCUAUCCUGGUGUAACCGACCUGAUGGACAGGCUGGUGGAUGAAGCAGAGGGGUUGGCGGUGGACAGCUCGUCAUCUGUGUGUUCAGGCGCGGGUGGAGGGGGAAGGAUGGAGGCCACAACAGAGCAGCAGCUCAGUCUGCUCAACUCCAUCACUGCAAGCGAUCUCACAGCUUUAAGCAACACUGUAGCCACAGUAUGCGCCCCUGGAGAGGUGAGUUGCUUGGACUCCUACAGCUUUCCUCCUCUGGAAAGUCUCCACCGUGGAUCCCUGAACCACGACGAAUCCCUUGGGUUCCCUUCCAACGGCGCCGACCCCGACUGCCUCAACAUGCUCGACGCCGGCUUCUACUCCGACCUGGGCCAGCUCGGAGGAGUGUGCGUCAGCAAGGACUGCGAGCGGCCCUCUAAGAGACUCAAGAUGACACUGCCUGACUCAUUUAUCAACGACGUUUCCGUCGCUAACCUCGGUGUGGACUUUGAAGCCCGACGGACAACGACGCACCACCACCGAAUCACCGGCGCCAAAAUGGCCGUGUCUGUCACAGACUUUGGGAGCUUAGCUGGCAGCGGCGAGCCCAACGGGUUUCUGGGAGCGCACGCACGGCACCACACACAGCAUACUGCAGCACUUCAGUCAGAGUGAUCUUCCUCGUCUUCUUCCUCUGUUCUUCCCUUUUGAAACCUUUUUUUCUUGCUUGUACAUAAGACUGACCUCACUGGAAAAUCUGAUUUGUUUAAAUUCUAUUAUAUAAAUAUAUACAUAUCUAUAUAUAUGUAUAUGAAUAUACUUUUUGUUUUCAUUUUUGUGUAAUAUGACAUCAGUGAUGUCUACCAUAUAGAACUAAAAUCUUGAUUUCUCUCAAGAGUUUAUAUAGCCAUUUAUUUUAUUUUUGUUUGCGUUUAUGAGAUGUGUAACGUCCAUGUACCGUGGGGCCCAGCAGCUGCAGUAGGAGAGUUGUGAAUCUUCUUCCCUGACACAUAUAAGCAUCUUCAGCGCUGCAGUCUGUUAUUCUGCCAUUCUUUUCUGCCAAAACAGAUUGUUUUCUGCCUCUAGUGUUAGUAGUUGCCUGUCUUUAUUUGAUGUGGUACUUAUAUUUAAUUAUUUUUUUUGAAAUUGUGUUUGGUUUACAGGUACUUUUCAGUAAUCAGAAUGGUGCAGAUGGUGUUGUUGACCCCCCACCAACUCCAAAAACCUGAGUGGAAGUAACACUAGCAUGCGGAUUCGCUCAGAGGCCAGGAAGUGUUUUGACUUGCUGUAAAGGUUCUUCAAUUUGAGUUAGUUUAUAGGGAUGCACCAAUCAGAAUCUUUGUUAGAAUUUUUUUUGGUAGCACUUUAACCUAUUAAUAUAGUUUUUAUUUUUUUUAUUUAUUUUUUUUCUCCGAAGAGAUUUUGCAGCGCUAGUGGCUUGUAUUUUUUUCUA